Molecule: messenger RNA, 2781 nt
Organism: Acipenser ruthenus (sterlet)
Lineage: Eukaryota; Metazoa; Chordata; Actinopteri; Acipenseriformes; Acipenseridae
Product: myb-like protein M
Exons: 6
Coding region: 1-1155 (384 amino acids)
Source: RefSeq, a predicted model, not a curated record
AUGGAGAAGAGCCUCCCUCCCGCCUCUCCAUCAAGACAACCGAUCUCAUCGGCUAUCCUCCUUCGCCUCAUCUCCUCCUUCCAUCGCGGCUGCUUCACCCCUUUCAAUGACUUUGUCAAUGAAGCUCUGUGCCUAGUCGCCUUCUUCGGGUUCCUGCGCUGCUCCAAGUUUUCAGUCCCAUCAAUCUCCAGUUUCCCACCCAUUGGCCUGCGCCACUCCGACCUCACUCAAGUCCCCAGAAAUCACUUUGUCCUAUCCAUCAAGACUUCAAAAACAGACCAGUUACAUCAAGACUUUUCUGUCAUCUAUGUGCAGCUCUGCAGUCUCUUUCCUAUCUACACGAUGUGGUUCUGCAGGGAGCCGGGGGUCCUUCUUUUGGGGGGGAAGCGAGUCUCACUCCCCCCAACCGACCGGGUCGGCCUCCUGCCCAUGUCACUGCCGUCUCCGACGGUUCCUCGUCGCAGCCAGAGGAUGCUGCCUGACCCGUCCUUCGGGAACCUGUCCAGCCUGUCCUGUAGCAGCAACCACAGCCCCUACUACAGCAGCAACUGUGGUGUCAACUACUGCAGCAACUGUGGCCUCAACUACAGCAGCAACCACAGCCCCAACUACAGCAGCAACCACAGCCACAACCACAGCCCCUACUACAGCAGCAACCGCGGCCCCAACUACAGCAGCAACCACAGCCCCUACUACAGCAACAACCACAGCCCCUACUACAGCAACAACCACAGCCACUACUACAGCAGCAACUGUGGCCUCAACUACAGCAGCAAUCACAGCUCCUACUACAGCAGCAACCACGGCCCCAACUACAGCAGCAAACGCGACCCCAACUACAGCAGCAACUGCACCCCCUACUACAGCAACAACCGCGGCCCCAACUACAGCAGUAAAUGUGGCCCUAACUACAGCAGCAACCACAGCCACUACUGCAACAGCAACCGCGGCCCCUGCUACAGCAGGAACUGGAAAACCUCCAGCAACAGCAGUCAAUACAACCACCCAAAGGCCCUUUCCUGGGUUCGCUGUUGCCAUCAUUGUCAUGUGCGGUUUAGCCAUCUUGGCUGUCCCACUAAUUAUGAUUCUGGUCCUGAAGACAAAAAUGUGUUCAAAGCUGGCACAGGCUUGCUCUCUGGAGUCCCCCCUCUAUGAGGAGCAUUAAUAAGAUAUGAAUAAACAUGGCAUCCAAUGAAAAGAAGAAUUAAGAAAACAUGAAUUCUAUAAAUGUUUAUUGAAUACAUUUGAUUUGGCAAGAACAUUUUCACUAUGCUCAUGUAGUCCUUCCAGAAAGAACAGAUUGCAGCCAUGUAUAUAAUGAAGCGAUAGUGCCGGAUCAUGAAGGCUCUACUGUCUGCUAGUUGACCCCGACUGGAGAAAAAUAUAUUUACCUUGAACUUGUAAUGAUUCGUCAGGUUCCCUUCUGCUGAGAAGCUUUAGGAAAAUAGUCCCAAAAAUGUUCAUAAAGGUUCACACACAUAAUUGAGAAACAAAUCACUUUUUUUACUUAUCAGAGCUGUUUAUAGUCUAUCUGAACAGUGUCAGAUAUCUGAAUGGAGCAAUAUUACUUCACUGUGUGUGUCUCGGUUUGUUGUUGUUGAAACAUGCUGUCUGCGCUCCAGUCGAGCUGACAGGCUGCGAUUGGCUGACUCGGCCGUUGCAGGUACGGGAUUGGUUGCUUUUGUGUGUGCAAAAUAUUGAUUGAAGAAGUUCUGUGAACCCAGUGACAAUAAUCCUGAAAUUAGAUUGAACAAAAAAAUAAAAAAACGACAAUUGCCAGAGCACUGCAACACCCAUGUACAGUACCUGUGUCUGCACCACACACACAGCACCGCAACACACAUGUACAGUACCUGUGUCUGCACCACACACACAGCACUGCAACACCCAUGUACAGUACCUGUGUCUGCACCACACACACAGCACUGCAACACCCAUGUACAGUACCUGUGUCUGCACCACACACACAGCACUGCAACACACAUGUACAAUCUCAUGUUUAACUGUUUGAUGUGUUUGUUUUAACUUGUUUAUUAUUAUAUUGAUUACUGUAUUAGCACUGUUGUGCAUAGGAUUAAUAUUGUUGAAUACAUUGUGCUUUAUAGCUCAGUGUUACUGUAUGAAAAUAGUCUUGUUUCUAUCUAUGUCUAUUCCAUUUGUAAGUCUUCUAACUUAAUUAAAGCAUACAUUUUUGUAUAAAUACUAUGUGGUCUGUCUUUAAAAUGUGAUUUUUAAUCACCGGUAAUUAAACCCUAUCAAACAGUUUUUAACGUGAUUAUGUUGCAAAUAGGGCGGCAUUGUGGAGUAGUGGUUAGGGUUCUGGACUUUUGACCAGAGGGUCGCGGGUUCAAUCCCAGGUGGGGGGACACUGCUGCUGUACCCUUGAGCAACGUGCUUUAUAGAUUGCUCCAGUAAAAACUCAACUGUAUAAAUGGGUAAUUGUAUUUAAAAAUAAUGUGUAAAAAGUAACGUAAUUGUAUUUAAAAAAAAAAUUGAUAUCUUGUACCAAUUGGAGGCUGUGUGGUCCAGUAGUUAAAGAAAAGGGCUUGUAACCAGGAGGUCCCUGGUUCAAAUCCCACCUCAGCCACUGACUCAUUGUGUGACCCUGAGCAAGUCACUUAACCUCCUUGUGAUCCGUCUUUCGGGCGAGACGUAAUUGUAGGUGACUCUGCAGCCGAUGCAUAGUUCACACACCCUAGUCUCUGUAAGUCGCCUUGGAUAAAUGCGUCUGUUAAAUAAACAAAUAAUAAUAAUAAUUGUAAGUAACCCUGGAUAAGGGUU